UUCGUAGGAGGCCGCGGGACCGCAGCCAUCGCGCGGCGAUGACCCCGCCGCCAGAUGCCCCCCAACCGCCCGCGCCCCGCCGUAGCGAGAGGAUUAAAAGCUUGAAGCGCCAGGCCGUGCCACUCUCAUCUCAAGACGCCCCGCCGAACAAGCGGAUACGUUUCGUCCGAGAAGUCGCGGAGCCUCCUACGGUUCAGACCGGUACUAAGACGACAAGGCCAAAGUCAGGCUCCAGCUGUACACUACCGAAAAAGGACGAGGACGCCGCCGAGACGGGACGGGGCCGUGGCCGCCCGAAAAAGGAAACUAUGGCGAAUGAGUUCCCUAGCAAGGAGGGGGAGGCUGACGCCACGCUCAAGCGAGGCCCCAAAAAGUCUGCAGGAAAGAAAGGGGUGCCCGCCAACACCACCCCCAAGCGUGGCCGGGGUCAUCCGAAAAAAGAGCCCGACAUAGCCAAGAUACCUGUCCCGCUACCGAAAAUCGGAAAGGCUGCCCAGGCCAUUAGUGGGCCCUCCAAACGGGGACGCGGGCAUCUAAAGGAGCCAAGCACGGACAAGUCGACCAGUGUACAACAGCAGCCACCGGAUAACAGGCGAGGUAUCCGGAAGGGUGCGCCAGCUGUUAUUAAGAGCGCUUCUAUAUCACCAACUCCGCCGGCCGCGUUGCCAGUACCCGGGCGGCGUCGGGGCAGGAGCCAAAGGCAAACUUGAUCAGUUGAGACAUAGAUCAAUGGUAUUGGGAAGAUCGAACCCGAUUGCAAUGGAGGCAUUCCGUGCCUGCACUUGCCCCUGGCCGCCGUGGGCCGAGCGAGAGCCAGGCCACUAGCCGCGUCGGUACUCGAAGAGGGCUUCAGUCCCGCCGGUGUAGGAGGCAACGCAAAGGAUGGCUUGGCUUUGGUGAUGGCCACUAACCUAUACACCAUCUCGCCCUCUGGGGGUGGCUCUUGGUCUUGGGUCUGUCUUAAUAGCUGUUGUGAGUGCGGGGCGCAAUGGGGGGACCAGAGAUGCUCGACGACGCUACGAACGUGUUGUGUGGGCAUCAAGAGUGGCCAGUCGCCACAGCUCGGGGCGAAAAUGGUUGCUAGUGCCUCCCGAUAAGUACGGUCAUCUUCGAACUUGGUUACAAACUGACAGGUUUUAUAGGCGGCGACAGGAGGUUAAAUUGUUUACGGAAUGGCGACGGUGCUAAGGAGGGGAAAGAAAGGCUUCGUUUACUAUCCCGAGCGUACAAGAAGUGCCAGUAGCGGUAGCGAAUACAA
This is a messenger RNA of Gaeumannomyces tritici R3-111a-1, 1258 nucleotides long. RefSeq lists its product as hypothetical. Bases 39 to 710 code for a protein of 223 amino acids. The transcript has a single exon. The record is from RefSeq and is a predicted model, not a curated record. NCBI's taxonomy places the organism in Eukaryota, Fungi, Ascomycota, Sordariomycetes, Magnaporthales, Magnaporthaceae. Gene Ontology annotation, molecular function: DNA binding.